GAGGAGAGAGUGCUGGAUCUCGGGGCGCGGUGGUGGCAGUGGGGCGCGCGGGAGCGCUAGUCUCAAAAUAACCCGGCGUAUUUCGGUCGCGCCGCCCCCCGCGCCGGCUCAGCGGCGCCCGCGCACCGCUCGACGGCUCCGCACUAUCCGCUAACUAUUCGCAAUCGACCGACGUCUUGGAUGUUGGACUUGGGUUAUAAUGACUUGACUUCUGCUAAAUGAACCCGUGGACAAGUAUAAGUUUAUUGCAGUGGCGUAUUUAUUUGACGGGCGAGCCCCGACGGUUAAUCGAGGACUAGUCGAGUGAGAGUUUAGUGCGUGUGCUGCUGUGGCGGCGUGAUGGAGAAGUCGAGGUGGUCGGAGCAGCGCUCCGAACAGCGCUCCGAGCAGCGCAUGCAGCACUCGGAGCGGCACGAGCAAAGCGUGCAAUCCGUGCAGCAGGAGGAACGCGUGCAGCGCACCGAGCAUCACUAUACGCGCCAGAUGCUCACCCAGCAACGAGUGGAGAGCGCUGGAGACCAGUUGGCCAUCACUUCAGGCAGACCCGGUGAGCCCUCGCCGCCGAUAUUCGAGCAAAUCUUCAAAAAUGCGAGAUUUGCGCAAGGCGGUAAUGCAAAAUUCGAAGGAAAACUUAGGGGUAAUCCUACGCCAGUAGUUUCAUGGACGAGAAAGAAAGCACCAUUGGUAGAAUGUAACAAAUAUAGUAUGAGCUACAACGAACAGACAGGUGAUGUGUCGUUACUUAUCAAGCAGAUAGGGCCUGGCGACGAGGGCGAGUACACUUGUACAGCGCGCAAUCAGUAUGGCGAAGCUAUCUGCUCCGUAUACAUCCAGCCCGAGGGCGUAGCAAUGCCCGCACAGCAGGCCUCCCAGCAGCAGAGUUAUCGACACGUUAGUGAGAGCGUCGAGCACAAAUCCUACGGCACGCAAGGAUUCACAUCCGAGCAGUCCCGACAGACUCAGAAAGUGGCUUACACUAACGGCACUUCUGACUAUUCCUCUUCAGAAGAUUUCAAAGUAGAUACGUUCGAAUAUAGACUCUUGAGGGAAGUAUCAUUCAGAGAGACUAUCACCAAAAGAUACGUGGGCGAAAGUGAUAUUCAAAUGAACACCGAAAUCGAUAGAACAUUAGGGGCCGUUGCCCCACCAAAGAUAGCUCAGAAGCCCAGAAACUCAAAACUCCAGGAAGGGGCCGACGCCCAGUUCAACGUACAGUUGUCGGGCAAUCCCAGGCCACGGGUAACGUGGUUCAGAAAUGGGCAGAGGCUAGUUAACUCGAACAAACAUGAAAUCAUAACUACACAUAACCAAACCACACUUAGAGUUAAGAAUACGCAAAAGUCUGAUUCGGGCCACUACACAUUAUUGGCUGAAAACCCCAAUGGAUGCAUUGUAACAUCAGCUUACCUUGCCGUAGAAUCGCCACAAGAAACUUACGUGCAGGAUCACAAAUCACAAUAUAUUACGGAUACUCAGCAAACAGAGACUGAAGAAAGAGUAGAAAUAGUUGAGAAAGCUCUCGCUCCGCAAUUCGUAAAGGUCUGCCAAGAUCGAGAUGUAACAGAAGGGAAAUUGACGCGAUUCGAUUGCCGCGUCACGGGCAGACCUUACCCUGAAGUCACGUGGUUCAUUAACGAUAGACAAAUCCGAGACGAUUAUAAUCAUAAGAUAUUAGUAAACGAGUCAGGUAAUCAUGCGCUUAUGAUUACAAACGUCGAUCGAAGUGACAGCGGUGUAGUCACGUGUGUCGCCCGCAACAAGAGCGGCGAGACAUCCUUCCAGUGCCGACUGAACGUCAUCGAGAAGGAGCAAGUGGUAGCCCCCAAGUUCGUCGAGCGUUUCAGCACGCUAAGCGUACGUGAAGGCGAACCUGUGGCGCUGAAUGCACGAGCAGUUGGCACACCUACACCGCGGAUCACAUGGCAGAAGGACGGCGUUCCGAUUAUACCCAAUCCAGAAUUACGAAUUAAUACCGAUGGUGGAACCUCGACACUGGACAUUCCUCGAGCCAAGGCGUCGGAUGCGGCAUGGUAUCAGUGCACCGCCCAGAACGUCGCAGGUUCCACCGCCACUCGGGCAAGGCUCUAUGUGGAAGUUCCGAAGGAGCCUCCGCCCGAACAAAAGCGUCUGCACUUGCCGCGGCCAACAAGGAUAAUCGAACCAGAGCCUGCUCCUGGACCAGAGAUUAUUUACUUAAGGCACGUGGAAAGGGCACGACCUUACGUUCCUCCGGGUGAGGAAGACCGAGUUUAUCCUCCACCACAGUUUAUCGUGCCACUGAAGAGUGUAACACAGAUGGAAGGUGGCAAGGUUCACUUUGAAACGAGAAUAGAACCGGUUGGCGACCCAACGAUGAAGAUAGAAUGGUUGAGGAAUGGACAAAGUAUCGAAGCUAGUUCAAGAUUCACGUCAAUAUUCAGGUUUGGAUACAUUUCUCUAGAUAUGCUCAGUCUUAACAUUCAAGAUAGUGGAGAAUACACAUGCCGAGCUGUUAGUGCAACCGGUAUGGCCGAGACUAAAGCAAUGUUGCAAGUUACACCUAGAGCAACUAUUGAAAGGACUAGCCAACACCCGGAAAGUCUUCAAUACAUUCAACAAUUAGAAGAUUACUCUAGAUAUCAGAACCAAGAGUCAGUCGAAGAAAAUAUUUCACAGAAGCCUCAAUUUAUCAGGCCUUUGCAAGAACUUGGUGAACUCCAAGAAGGCAGAAACGCUCACUUUGAAGCUCAAUUGACGCCGGUCAGCGACCCGCACAUGAGAGUGGAGUGGUACAAAGACGGUCGUCCGAUUACAGCCAGCUCGCGAAUCACGUCAAUCUUCAACUUCGGUUACGUCUCCCUUAACAUCAUGCACCUACGGGCUGAAGAUGCAGGUUCGUACACUGUGAGAGCUGUAAACAAACUGGGCGAAGCCGUCAGCACCGCUUCCAUCAAAGUAGCGGCAAGAAGCACGGUCACCUCAGAUCUCGGCAUACCGGAACAAAGACGCUAUAUAGAAAAAACAGAACAAUUAGAAGCAUAUCAGCAACAGCAACAUGUUAAAUAUUAUCAAGAAGUACCUGAAAGUACACAACGACCAGAAUUCAAAACACCUAUUAAAGAUCAGCUGAACGUUAAAGAAGGUGGAUUUGCCCAUUUUGAGGCUCGUCUCGAGCCGGUGGGCGACUCUACCUUGAGGGUAGAAUGGUUAAAGGACGGACGUCCUGUGGAAGCUAGUUCGAGAAUAACGACAUUCUUCAACUUUGGAUAUGUAGCACUGACAAUUAAAUCAGUGACUGUACAUGAUGCUGGUCAUUACACCUGCCGAGCCUACAAUGCUCUCGGACAGGCAACCACUAGUGCCCACUGCACUAUUGUAACCAAGAAAGAUAUCAUUGCGGAAUCGCAACACCCAGGAGGUCUCGAGAAGAUUCAACAUCUAGAGGAUACAAGCAGAUACACGAAGCGAUCUGAAGAAGAAGUGAAAGUAGCACCAAAACCUCGGUUCCUUGGGCCUUUGAAAGGCACAAAUAAAAUUGUAGAAGGGCAAAGUGCCCAUUUCGAAGCGAGAGUAGAGCCUCAGAGUGACUUGACUAUGUCUGUGGAAUGGUAUUUCAAUGGAAAGCAAAUCAAACAAGCUAACCGUACUCAGACUUACCAUGAUUUCGGAUACGUUGCGUUAGAUAUAUCCAGCGUUCGAGCUGAAGAUUCCGGAACGUACACUGUUGUAGCUCGCAACGCUGCUGGAGAAGCUCAGUUGAGCACUUCAAUGGUAGUAGAAACACGGUCCAGUAUUGAUACAUCAAGUAUUCAUCGUGGCCUAUACGAAAAAACACGCCACCUUGAAGAGUCCAAAUUUGUGGAACCAAUGUAUCAAAUUGAAGAAAUUUCAAAGUCGAAACCCAUUUUCGUACAGCCGCUAUCAGACCCAGCGCCUGUAUCAGAAGGUAAAAAUAUCCAUCUCGAAUGCAGAUUAGAACCUAUGGGUGAUCCUACAAUGAGAGUCGAAUGGUUCCACAAUGGAAGGGCUGUGACCGUCGGUUCCAGAUUUAAGACUUAUUAUGACUUUGGUUUUGUGGCGCUAGAUAUUAUUCACGCUACAUCUACUGACACCGGUGAAUAUACAGUAAGGGCAGUCAACCACUUAGGUUCAGCUCACACCUCGGCGAUGGUAAGAGUCAUCGAAAGAUCAGAUAUUCUGACUGACACUCAGAACGAACAAGCUGUCGAACAAAUUCAAAUGCUCGAGGAUGCUGCUCGCAGAAGUAGGCAAGUUCAAGAGGACAUAACAGUAAUGCAGGCACCACAAUUUUCAAGAUCCCUACAUAAUGUUGAAACCAUUGAGGGAACAAACGUACAUCUGGAAUGUCGAUUGCAACCAGUUGGCGACCCGACCAUGAGAGUGGAUUGGUUCUGCAAUGGCAGACCUAUUAAGACUGGCCACAGAUUUAGACCAGCUUAUGAAUUCGAUUAUGUAGCUCUUGAUCUGUUAAGCGUGUAUCCUGAAGAUUCCGGAGUUUACACUUGUCAGGCAACAAACCAACUCGGUGAAGCUGUUACUUCUUGUGCGCUACGCGUUAUCGCAAAGAAGGACCUUAUUUUUGAGUCACAGCAUCCAACGGGCCUCGAGAAGAUUCAGUACCUCGAAGAUGCUUCUCGUUAUAAGAAGUCCGAAAUGAUUGACGAGACUAUUAAUAUCAAACCACAGUUUGUGACUAAGCCCAAAUCAAUAGAAAAUGUCGUAGAAGGGCAUCACGUCCACUUCGAGUGUAAAUUGGAACCAGUAACUGAUCCUAAUCUGAAAGUGGAAUGGUUUAAGAAUGGUCAACCCGUGACUAUUGGACACCGAUUCAGACCAAUUCACGACUUUGGUUAUGUAGCCUUAGAUAUCAUUGAUUUAAUUGCAGAAGACUCCGGAGUAUACACCUGUAGAGCAGUUAAUCAUGUCGGAACUGACGAAGUCAGUUGUAGGCUUUCUUGCCGUGGAACAGCAGACAUUGUUAGGGGCACACAAAACGAAGCCGGUCUGGAACAGAUUCAGCAUCUAGAAGACCGAACUAAAUAUCAAAGAUCAGACAUGGUCGAUGAAAUUACAACCCAGGCACCUAUUUUCACAACAUCGCUGAAGAAUAUUGAAAUCAAGGAAGGUCAGCGUGCGCAUUUCGAGUGCAGAUUGAUUCCAGUUUCUGAUCCCACCAUGAAAGUUGAAUGGUACCAUAACAACCGGCCUCUUAAGAGUGGUUCCAGGUUCACGGAGACCAACAACUUCGGAUUUGUUGCUCUCGACAUCAUGUCUUGUUUACCAGAGGACUCUGGAACUUACACUUGCAGAGCUAUCAAUGCACUGGGUGAAGCCGUUACCUCUGGAAUUGCUAUUGUACAUUCCAAAAAGUCAAUUUAUUUGGAGUCGCAGCAUGAAGGAGCUCUGGGUAGGCUCAACCAGCUAGAAGAUACAUCAAGAUACCAGAGGCACAGUGCCCAAGAUGAAUUUAUAACUCAGGCUCCGGUAUUUACAAUGCCCAUGAAAGAUAUUAAGGUAGCCGAAAACCAGGCCGCACACUUUGAAGCUAGGCUUAUUCCUGUUGGUGACCCGAAACUUCGAGUUGAAUGGUUGCGCAAUGGGGUCCCUAUCGAAGCUUCUAACCGCUUGACGACAAUGCAUGACUUCGGGUACGUCGCUCUUAAUAUGAAAUACGUUAACCCUGAGGACUCUGGAACGUACACUUGCCGGGCUAUAAAUGAGCAGGGUGAGGCUGUGACAUCCUCGACAUUGUUCGUACAAUCCAAAGCAUCACUCCAAUUUGAAUCACAACAUGAAAGUGCCUUAGAAAAGAUUCAACAACUGGAAGGCGCAACCCGUUACCAGCGCAGAGAGGAAGUUGAUAUUGCUAUCAACCAGGCGCCUAGAUUCGUUACUCAACUUAAUGGACCUUCAAAACUAGUUGAGGGCCAAAGCGCUCAUUAUGAGUGCAGGAUCGAGCCAUACCCAGACCCGAACAUGCGUGUAGAAUGGUACUUCAACGGCAAGGUCCUUCAGAGUGGUCAUCGCUACCGCACUUCGUAUGAUUUUGGUUUCGCAGCACUUGACAUCCUUCAAGUAUACGGUGAAGAUUCUGGCGAGUACACAUGCAAAGUCAUCAAUAACUUGGGCCAAGCUACUUCUUCAAUCAAGUUAAGCGUUCAAUCUAAGGAAUCUAUAAUCAGAGACACACAACACGAAAGCGCACUGGAGAAGAUACAAUACCUCGAGGACGAGAGCAGAAAUAAGCGCGUCGUCCGCGAUGAGAGCUUUGUGGCUGAGAAGCCUCAGUUUGGCAAACCACUCAAAAAUACUCAUGUGGCCGAGGGCCACCCAGUCCACCUGGAAGCAACACUUACACCAGUCAACGAUCCAACCAUGCGUGUAGAGUGGUAUUGCAACGGCAGGCCGGUCGCACAGGGCCACAGAUUCAAGACUACGUACGACUUUGGUUAUGUCGCACUUGAUGUUCUUUAUGCUUAUUCCGAAGACACUGGCACUUAUAUGUGCAAGGCUACAAAUGCCGUCGGUGAAGCAGUUACUACGAGCUCGGUAAAAGUUGAUGCUAAAGCUGGUCUUUACCUCGAUACCUUGGAUGAGCAAAGGUUGAAAAAAAUACAGGAACUUGAACGAUUUGAGAGACCGAAAGCGGUUGAAGAGGAAAAACCUGGUCAACGACCGGUAUUCCUUACUGCUCUAACUAGUCUUGAAAAUUUGAAAGAAGGAGAUAGGGCUCACUUUGAAUGCAGAGUUGAGCCAAUUAACGACCCCGAUUUGAAAAUCGAGUGGUUCCUUAACGGUAAAAAGAUUAGAGCUGGUCACAGAUAUAGAACGACUCAUGACUUUGGUUAUGUCGCUUUAGAUAUUCUUUACACUUAUUCUGAAGACUCUGGCACUUACAUGUGCAAAGCUACCAACAAGCUGGGUGAAGCGGUUAACACUUGUACUAUGAAGGUUGCAGGUCACAGAAGUAUCAUCCUGGACACUCAACAUCCCAAUGGCCUUGAGAAGAUCAGGCAAUUAGAGGCACAAGGUCAUCACACCAGGAUGGAAAUCGAAGAGCCCACGAUCAGUAUACCUAGGUUCGUCACUGAGCUUAGAGGAACAACUCACGUAUAUGAAGGCCAAACUGCGCAUUUCGAAUGCCAGGUUGAGCCUAUUCAUGAUCCCAACUUGCGUAUUGAAUUUUAUCACAAUGGUAAAGCCCUGCAAUCUGCCUCACGGUUCCAUAUCACUUUUGAUUUUGGUUAUGUGUCUUUGGAUAUCCAGCACUGUGUGCCAGAAGAUGCAGGUGAAUAUUCUGUAAAAGCAAUUAACGCUCUCGGACAGUGCACCUCCGCCAUAUCCAUGACAGUAACCGCAAAAGGCAGUAUUAUAAUGGAAUCACAACGUCCCGAGGGUCUCGAAAAGAUCCGGGAACUAGAAUCUGUGGAGCCGUUCAAGCGGCCUGAAAUUCCAGAACCGGUCACAAGGCAAAGACCCGUAUUUACUCAGCCACUUCAGAACAUUGAUAACAUACAAGAAGGACAAACAGCACACUUUGACUGCCGCCUUAUCCCAGUCGGGGACCCGACUCUUAAGGUGGAAUGGUUCAGAAACGAGAAGCUCAUCGAAGAUAGUUCCAGGAUUACUAAGACCCACGAUUUUGGUUACGUAUCAAUGACUAUUACUCAUGUGCGUGACGAAGACGAGGGCGUGUACAUGUGCAGAGCCUCAAACCUAUUAGGAGAGGCAGUUACAACUGCUGCCAUGAAAAUUAAGACUAAGGCAGCCAUCCAAAUGGAAACUCAACAUCCCGAGGGUAUGAAGAAGAUUCAACGUCUUGAAGAGCCCUCACAGAGAAGACCUGAUGAACCUGAGAGAGAGUUUGAAAAGCCUAUCUUUACUCAAGUUCUCACAGGGCCUUCGGAGUUAUGGGAAGGACAGCAUGCUCACUAUGAAGCGCGCGUGGUGCCAGUAGGCGAUCCUAGCCUUCGAUUUGAGUGGUACAUCAAUGGUGUUGAACUUAAAAUGGGAUCAAGAUUCCGUACAACGCAUGACUUUGGUUUUGUAACUCUGGACAUCAAUUCCGUUGUCGCGGCAGACGCUGGUUUAUACAUGUGCAAAGCUAUCAAUAGAGCGGGUAGCACAGUGUCUUCGACGUCCCUAAAAGUUAAAACAAAGUCUACUAUUGUUGACCAAGCAAUGCGCCCAGAAUCUUGGGAACAGAUUCAACUUAAAGAAGCUGCAAUGAAUAAGGUUCCUGAAAUGUUUAUUGACUCCAGUGUUCAACAAGCGCCGAUCUUCACUACUCAUUUAAAGAGUUACGACAAACUCGUUGAAGGUCAACAUGUGUUCCUCGAAGCUCAGGUCGAACCACGCACCGACCCGAACUUAAGGAUAGAAUGGUUUAAAAAUGGAGUGUCAUUAACAACAGGUUCAAGAAUCAAGAGCACCUUUGACUUUGGUCUAGUGACACUGUCCAUUAAUGGUGUUAGAAUCGACGAUUCAGGUAUUUAUACAUGCAAAGCAACAAAUCUAAUGGGAGAGGCUGUUUCUACUGCGUCAAUUAAAAUUGAAGACCGUCAUUGGCUCCUUGGAGAAUCCCUUCAUCCUGAAUCAUUGGAUAGGAUUGGGGCCUUGGAGCAACCUAAAGCUGCCAAACCAGAAUCUCCUGAGCCAACUUACGAGAUCCCAGUAUUUAUCUCGCAUUUAAAUAAUAUCGUUUGCAAAGAAGGUGAUAACAUUCACUUCGAAUGCAAUGUCGAGCCAUCUAGAGAUCCUACACUGAAGAUUGAAUGGUUCUUCAACAAUGAACCACUUCCUUCAGGUACCAGGAACAAGGCAACACAUGAUUUCAGUUAUGUGUCAUUAGACGUCACACACACGUACGAAGAAGAUUCUGGAAUCUACACUUGCAAGGCUACCAAUAGCAAGGGUUCGGCUACUACAUCUGGUUCUUUGAGGUGUACUGGAGAUAAACAUAUUUACCUUGAUACACAACAUCCUCAGGGCAAAUCUGGUUUGGAAGCCGUAGAACAGGCCGAAGAGGCCAGACAAGCAAAGGGUAGACGAUCCUCCGUACCUGACGCAGACUAUCCUAAGCCCGAGUGGGUCGUCCCUGUGGCUGCUGAGCAUCAAUUAGUCGAGGGUCAAUCACUUCACCUUGAGGGUCAAGUUGAACCGAAGAAUGACCCUAAUCUGAAAAUUGAAUGGUAUUUCAAUGGGAAAGCAUUACAACAGGCCUCGCGGUUCAAACUAACUAGUGAUUUCGGAUUUGUGACAUUAGAUUUAAUUGAUGUAUAUGAAAGAGACAGUGGUAUUUACACAUGUAAGGCUUUCAACAAAAACGGUGAAGCAUUUACCUCAUCGACCGUUUUCUGUACCAGCAAGGCUAACCUCAUUGAAGGAACACAACAUCCAAAGGGCACUGAAGGACUUGAAAAGAUUCAAAACCUUGAGGACUCUCUUCGAAGAGAACCUGGUCAGAAGCCUGAUGACGAUAGUGGAAGGGCUCCUGAAUUCACAACGGUAUUCCAAGAUAUAGUAGAUAUUAGUGAGGGACAGAUUGCCCAUUAUGAAGCUUCACUGAUACCGACUGGUGACCAAACGAUGGUCAUCGAAUGGUUCUACAAUGGAAAAACAAUUGAAGCGAGUCACCGUAUAAGAACCGUAUACGCUUUUGGUAUGUGUGUUCUUGAAAUUUUAGGCACCAAGACUACUGACUCUGGCACAUACUCUUGCCGUGCUACUAACAAGUGGGGACAAGCUGAAAUCAGUGUUAAACUGGAGUGCGUAGAUAAGAGCAAGGGACAAAAACCGAGAUUCACUACACACAUUCAAAAUGUCGAGGGCUUGAAAGACGGGCAAUCGGCUCAUUUUGAAUGUACGGUAAUACCUGUCGACGAUCCCGACAUGAAGAUUGAAUGGUAUCACAAUGGUCAACUUUUACGUCAUUCUACAAGGAUCAAGACAGUUUCUGAUUUCGGUUUUGUCGUGAUGGACAUAGCGUACACGCAGAACCACGAUGCUGGAGAAUACGUUUGCCGUGCUUACAACAAAUAUGGCGAGGACUUCACCAAAGCUACAAUUAGUUGCUACAGUAGAAGCGGAGUUUACUUGGAGAGCUUGCAGCCUGAUUCGCUAGCUAAAAUCAGAGAGUUGGAGAAUUUACACGGCGCGCAGCAACAAACGCCAUCCACUCCGUCUGCAGAGCCACCGAAGUUCCUCACACAAAUUCAGGACGUAACUAAACUGGUAGAGGGCCAGAGUGCUCACUUCGAAGCGAGAUUGGUACCUGUUGAUGACCCAGACCUUAAAGUUGAAUGGUUUUAUAACGGCAAGAAACUUCCCCAUGGACAUAGGUAUAGAACAUUCCAUGACUUUGGCAUCGUUAUAUUGGAUAUAUUAUACUGCUACGAAGAAAAUUCUGGUGUGUACGAGUGUGUUGCGACCAACAAAUUGGGCCGUGAUUCAACUAAGGCUACGCUCAAAUGCACAUCAAAAGAGAACUUGAUCUUGGACUCGCAACUCCCGCGGGGCAUGGAAGGUGGCUUAGAAAAGUUACAAACGUUGGAAGACUCGAUGAUACGAAGGAAAGAUACCGAUGUUCAGGAGGAAAGAGGAAAGGCUCCCGUAUUUACUGUACCUCUAUCUAAUAUCGAAAACCUGCGAGAAGGAGAAAACGCUCACUUUGAGGCUCGUCUUACGCCAACUGAUGAUCCUAACCUUAAAGUCGAAUGGUACUGGAACGGUAAAUCACUAAAGGCUGGCUCGAGAUUCAGGACGUUCUGUGAUUUCGGAUUUGUUAUUCUAGAAAUCUCGCCCACUUAUCCAGAAGACUCUGGUGAAUACUUAUGCCGAGCUUACAACAACUAUGGCGAAGCUGUAACUACGGCUUCUAUGAAGGUGCAAGGCAAGCGUAAUAUCAUCCUUGAAUCGCAGUUGCCCAAAGGCAUGGAAGGCACUAUUGAUAAGAUAGCAGUGCUCGAAGGAUACACUGGCACAGUAGACUCGAUGUCACCUGAGGUGGAGAGCGGAAACCCGCCAGAAUUCAUAACCACUCCUUCUGAUCUCAUUUUGACUGAGAAUUCUUCAGCUCACUUUGAAUGUCGCUUGGUACCAAUUAAUGAUUCUAGCAUGAGAGUGGAAUGGUUCCACAACGGAAAACCGUUAUUGACUGGUUCUAGAGUAAAGACCAUCAAUGACUUCGGUUUUGUCAUUCUGGAAGUUGGCGGAGUUUAUCAGAGAGAUGCUGGUUUAUAUACUUGCAAGGCUACAAACCGUCACGGUGAGGCGACCGUCUCAUGUAAACUGCAAGUCAAGGGUAGACAAGGCAUUGUUCUUGAACCUCAAUUGCCAUCUCAUUUUAAAUCAGGUACUGAGAGUAUUCAAAGGCUUGAAGAAACUUUGCACAAGCGUGAGGAGAUUAUGUCCGAAGAUGAAAAACCAAACCCACCGAGAUUCACUGUGGAAAUCAAGGAUAACGUCGAUGUUCCUGAGGGUGGACCGAUCCACUUCGACUGCCGCGUAGAACCUGUUGGGGACCCAACAAUGAGAAUUGACUGGUUCCAUAACGGCAGGCCAUUUGCAACUGGCUCUCGCGUACACAUGCUGAAUGAUUUUGGUUUUAUUGCUCUAGAUAUCGAUUAUAUCUACGCACGUGAUUCUGGUGAAUAUACCUGCCGUGCCACUAACAGGUGGGGCUCUGCCACCACUACGGCAAGAAUUACAUGCAGCGCCAAACGCGAUAUUGUUUUAGAGUCGCAGUUACCACAAGGCAUGAGUGGCGAGAAAAUCAAAGAGCUCGAGAAAGGUCGCGUGAGCGAUGUUCCCAAAGACGAGCCUGUGAUCAGCUCUCCACCUAAAUUCAUUACUCAGAUCCAAAGUCAUACCGUAGAAGAAUCAGAAGGCGUACGAUUUGAAUGCCGCGUAGAGCCCAAAGAAGAUCCAAAACUAAGGAUUGAAUGGUAUCGCAAUGGUAAACUGUUACCUAGUGGCCACAGAUACCGCACCGUGUACGACAUGGGAUUUGUGUCGCUUGACAUUUUAUAUGUUUAUGCUGAAGAUUCUGGAGAGUACAUGUGCAGAGCUGUUAAUGAUUUCGGCGAAGACUUCACAAAGGGCACCGUUUCGUGCAAACAGCUGCCAGAUAUAAUUCUCCAAAAUCAAGUACCUCGCGGAAUGAAGAAAUCUGAAGCAUUGACUCAAAUGGAGGCUACAAUCAAGAAGUAUACGUCUGAAAUAUUCUUAACUGAAGAUGACUUGUACGACGCUGAUAAGAAACAGCCUCCGCGAUUUGUGACACAGAUUCAAAGCCAAACUUCUCUAGUUGAAAUGGAGACAACAAAAUUCGAAUGCCAACUGGCCCCUGUUGGAGAUCCUAAUAUGAAAGUAGAAUGGUUCUUUAAUGGCAAACCGCUACUUCAUAAGAAUCGCUUUGCACCUAUUUACGACUUCGGUUACGUCGCAAUGAAUUUUGGAUGGGUGUAUCCCGAGGACAGCGGUGAAUACGUCUGUCGGGCCACCAAUCUCUACGGGAUGGAUGAAACCCGGGCUAUAAUCAAGACCGCUGGCAAACCUGGCAUCGUUUACGACUCACAACUACCAAAGCACAUGAAGAGUAUUGAGAAAAUCAGAGAGAUGGAAGCGUCGUGGCAAGUAGCUCCCGAGCAAGCAGUUGAAAUGGAGAAAGCCCGCUCUCCGCCAGUGUUUGUCAGUCGUCCGGACCCGGUAACAGUCGAGGAAGGCGAGUGGGCAAGAUUCUGCUGCCGUGUUACGGGACACCCGAAACCGAGGGUUAUGUGGCUUCUUAACGGAAACACCAUCGUUAACGGAUCAAGAUACAAGCUGACUUAUGAUGGAAUGUACCACUUCGAUAUUCCAAAGACGCGUCAGUACGACACAGGAAAGAUUGAAGUGGUUGCCAGAAGCUCAGCCGGCGAAGCGGUUGCAACAAGUGAACUUAAGGUUAUUCCGAGACACGAUGACUACAGAGGUGUUUUGAAAAACGCUCCCCGACCUUGGUAUGAUGAAACGACACAAUAUCAACGUACUGAAACCGAAUUGGAGAAAACUUUCGAAGAGAGACAUACACAGCAACGCCAGGGCACCAUUGACCAUAGACCCGAGUUGAAGCCGAAAUUGCACAAAGAACCCGAAACUGAGUGGCAACAAUCCGUAAAGAAGAAGAAGAGUGAGGAAUACUACAACAAACUCCAAGAGUUAGAGAAUGAACAAGUUGUAAAGGAAAGCAGGCUGAGAGAAUCGACACACCAGUACGCUAUCCCCGGGGAGAAGGUUGUGAAUGCUUCUGUUGCUAAGGGAAUGGCACAGAAAUAUCAAGAUACUUUGGAGCAGUCUGAACAAGUGGUUGAACAGAAACAAGUAACGCAAAAGAAAGUUGUUCAAAAGCCGAGAAUUCCGGAUCCAUCCGAGUCAACCGUUCACGGCAAGGAAGUGCACGUAGCUAAACAGAAACAGGUACAGAGAGAGGUUGUCGGUGACACAGAAAUCACCCGUAAAAUCACAUCCACUGAGACGACUGAGGUUGAACACAAGGGCCAAACUCAUGAAAGAGUAGUAGAAGGUCCAGUCAAGCCUAGCAAUCCACCAGUUUUCACCAAGAAGAUGCAACCCUGCAGAGUAUUUGAACAGGAACAGGCUAGGUUUGAAGUCGAGUUCGACGGCGAUCCACUUCCUACCAUCAAAUGGUACAGAGAGAACUUCCCGAUCAAGAAUUCGGCAGAUUUUCAGAUUCAUACUUUCAGCACUAAGUCUAUUCUUAUCAUAAGACGCGUUUUCAUUGAAGAUUCGGCCGUAUUUGCUGCUGUUGCUGAAAACAGAGGCGGAACAGCUAAAUGCAGUGCAAAUCUUGUCGUUGAAGAACGCAGAAGGCAAGGCCGAGGUGGCAUCAGCCCACCCAGUUUCACAUUGACGGCCCAAAACGUUAAUGUGACUUCUGGUCAGCUAGUGAGAUUCGACACCAAGGUGACGGGAACCAAACCUAUUGAUGUUUACUGGUUGAAAAAUGGACAGAAAGUUCAACCCGAUAUAAGAAACAAAAUUUUGGAAGAAGACGGAACCUACACUCUUCUGAUUCUUGAGGCGUAUCCUCAAGAUUCUGGAAAAUACGAAUGCGUAGCUAUUAACACUGCUGGAGAAGCAAGAUGCGACGCCGAAUGCUACGUCAACGCUCCUGCCACGAAAGAAAAACCAAAACCUCAAACUAAAGCCGCAAAUGCACCUCCAGAAGUGAUCGAGCCGCUGAAAGACAAAGUUGUUACUGAGGGACAAGCUAUCGAAUUUAGCUGCAAAAUUAUUGGAAAGCCGACACCUACAGUUCAAUGGUACAAAGGAGAUAAGUUAAUUAAACCAUCGAAGUACUUCCAAAUGUCUAGGGCAGCAGACGAGUACACACUACGUAUAUCCGAGGCUUUCCCUGAAGAUGAAGGGGAUUAUAAGUGUGUGGCCUUUAAUUCUGGUGGACGAAUAACUGCCGCUGCAAAACUGAAAGUUUCCCAGCCAGAUCAAGCUGACGCCUUGCCCACGCUGACACCAUUACGUGACGUCACUGUAAAUGAGGGACAGCCGGCGCAGUUCAAGACGGUCAUUACAAGCAAGGUCAAACCAACUAUACAAUGGCUACGUGAAGGCGCUAAAAUUCCGGAAACUCCCGAUUUUCAGAUGAUCCACGAGGGCAACAACGCUGUGCUGCUCAUCGGAAACACGUACGAGGAGGACACCGGAAUCUUUACUUGCCGGGCGAUCACCUCCGCAGGCCAGGUCGAGACCUCGGCAAAACUAGUCGUCAAAAAAUCCCGAACAGUUAUUUCACGAAAAAAGUUCCAAGAAAAAACUGGUUUUAAUCAAUCUACGGUCGAUCAAAAAACAACAACCAGCAAAGCAUUAUAUCAGUCAACAGAAGAAUCCAAUAUUUUACGACUUGAAAACGUACAAGAUGUUGAAACUAAAACUACCACGGUUCCCUGGCGCACCAAGAGAGUGAUUGAAGAAUUGAAAAAAGAAGAAACUUUGGAAACUGUAAAUUGGCGUAAACCAAAGCCGCAGGUACAGGAACAACAAACUUCUAUGCAGCAGGUGACUUUUACCGAAGAUGCAAAUAUAUUGACUGUUGAUAACAAAGAACUUAUUGACAAAACGAAGGUAAUCGAAACAAGGCACUGGAGAAAACCUAGACAGGACAUACAGCAAAUCGAAAGUGUAACGACAUCUGAAGAUAGUAAUAUACUAGCAGUUGACAAAACAAUGGUCACAAGCGAAACUGUAAAACAAGAACAACUUGAGACUAAACAUUGGCGUCGACCAAGAUCCGAACCCAAAGAAGAUGCAAGUGUACCAGAAGCAGAACCACAAGAGCAAACCAAGCGACGGUCAUCAGCUUUCCAAGAGCAAAAACCUGAAACUGUACCGUGGACUCAAGAGAGCAUCAAAUUACGUAAAACUAAAGUAGAUAAGAAAGAAAUAGAAAGAGAGAAAAUAGAAGACGUCACAUUAAAACAAGUUCGAAAAACGUCUACACAUGAUACUAUCGAUAAAAAAAUCAUCGAAGAUUCUAAAUCGGAACAUUGGAGAAAAUCUCAAAUACAGGGAGUUCCUAAGCAUGUUGAGGGUUAUACUUCAUCUGAGGAUGCUAACAUACUAGUAAUUGAUAAAACAAUUGACACCGCCGAAAGCGUAAAACAGGAUUCACUCGAGACAAAACAUUGGCGCAAGCCUCGUUCUGAACCUAAACAAGAGGCAGAUGUACCCGAAGAACAAACACAAGAACCAAUAAGACGAAGAUCAUCAGCAUUCCAGGAGCAAAAACCAGAGGCUGUGCCGUGGACUCAAGAAAGCAUAAAAUUGCGACCUACUCAAGUUGAAAAGAGAGAAAUAGCAAAAGAAAAGUUUGAAGAUGUAACAUUAAAACAAGUGAAAAAACCUUCAGUGGCAACCUUGCUCGAACAAGAUGAGAAGAACACCGUUGGUAGAAUAAUCACCGAAGACACAGAAAUUCUGCACGUUGAUAAAUCAGAAGUCAUUCACCAAGAAGAUAUUGAGUUUAGACGAAAAUCUCGCACAAAGGAAGUAAGUAAGCAUUUAGAAAAUAUCAUUUCGACUGAAGAUACUAACAUACUUGCAAUCGACAAAACAGUUGAUAUAUCUGAAGAUGUGAAAUCGGAACCACUGGAAACUAAACAUUGGCGUAGACAACGAUCUGAACCUAAACAGGACGUAGAUGUACAAGAAGCACAACCACUAGGGCCAACAAGGCGGAGAUCAUCUGCUUUCCAGGAGCAAAAGCAAGAAACUGUACCCUGGACUCAAGAAAGCAUAAAAUUACGCCCAACAAAAGUAGAAAAGAAAGAAAUAACAAAGGAAAAAUUAGAAGAGGUUACACUAAAACCGAGAAAGAUGUCCGUAGAGACACUUGUAAUAGAAGAGUCCUUGACACGCGAAGAAGACACUGUUAUAUUAGAAAUACCAGCUGACAUAUUAACUGAAGAUAAUGUUGCACUUAAACCCAUUACAAGACAAAAAGUAAAGCAAGGAAAACUUACCGAAGAAGAUCAACCUGAGGAGGUUUCAUGGCGCGGUAAAAGACGACCAAAAGAAGAACAGUCAUCUGAAGAAGUGGUGCUUGAACCAGUACCUAAACAAAACCUUGUCGAAGAGAAGAAAUCAGAAAAUGUGCAACUUAAGCCAAUCAAAAAAGAGAAACCGUUUGAAGAAGAGACACAACCAGAAGAGGUAUCGUGGCGAGGAAAACGCAAGCCGAAAGAAGAACAGCCCGCAGAAGAAGUUGUACUUAAACCGGUACCUAAACAGAAGCCUUUAGAGGACGAGAAGAAACCAGAAGAAGUGCAACUUAAGCCAAGCAAAAAAGACAAACCUGUUGAAGAGAUAAAAUCAGAGGAGGUAUCUUGGCGAGGGAAACGAAAGCCGAAAGAGGAACAGCCAGCUGAAGAAGUUGUACUCAAACCGAUACCUAAACAGAAGCCUGUAGAGGAAGAGACAAAACCGGAAGAAGUGCAACUUAAACCAGUGAAAAAAGACAAGCCAAAACCCGUUGAAGAAAUUCAGCCGGAAGAAGUUUCUUGGCCUACCGGUAAAAGGCGACCUAAGGAAGAACAGCCUGUGGAAGAGGUUCUACUCAAACCAGUGCCUAAACAAAAGGAUGUCGAAGAAGAAAAACCAAAAGAAGUGCAACUCAAGCCAAUCAAAAAAGGCAAACCUGUUGAAGACGCACAGCCGGAGGAGGUAUCAUGGCGAGGCAAACAGAAACCGAAAGAAGAACAGCCGGCUGAAGAAGUUGUACUUAAACCGAUACCUAAACAGAAGCCUUUAGAGGACGAGAAGAAACCAGAAGAAAUGCAACUUAAGCCAAUCAAAAAAGGCAAACCUGUUGAAGAGCCACAACCGGAGGAGGUAUCAUGGCGAGGCAAACGGAAGCCGAAAGAAGAACAGCCGGCUGAAGAAGUUGUACUUAAACCAGUACCUAAACAAAAGCCUGUAGAGGAAGAGAAGAAACCAGAAGAAGUGCAACUUAAGCCAAUCAAAAAAGACAAACCUGUUGAAGAGGCACAGCCAGAGGAGAUAUCAUGGCGAGGCAAACGCAAGCCGAAAGAAGAACAGCCGGCUGAAGAAGUUGUACUUAAACCGGUACCUAAACAGAAGCCUGUAGAGGAAGAGACAAAACCGGAAGAAGUGCAACUUAAACCAGUGAAAAAAGACAAGCCAAAACCCGUUGAAGAAAUUCAGCCGCAAGAAGUUUCUUGGCCUACCGGUAAAAGGCGACCUAAGGAAGAACAGCCUGUGGAAGAGGUUUUACUCAAACCAGUGCCUAAACAAAAGAAUGUCGAAGAAGAAAAACCGGAAGAAGUGCAACUCAAGCCAAUCAAAAAAGACAAACCUGUUGAAGAGGCACAGCCGGAGGAGAUAUCAUGGCGAGGCAAACGGAAGCCGAAAGAAGAACAGCCGUCUGAAGAAGUUGUACUUAAACCGGUACCUAAACAGAAGCCUGUAGAGGAAGAUAAAAAACCAGAAGAAGUGCAACUUAAGCCAAUCAAAAAAGACAAACCUGUUGAAGAGGCACAACCGGAGGAGGUAUCAUGGCGAGGCAAACGGAAGCCAAAAGAAGAACAGCCGGCUGAAGAAGUUGUACUUAAACCGGUACCUAAGCAGAAACCUGCAGAGGAAGAGGCAAAACCGGAAGGAGUGCAACUUAAGCCAAGCAAAAAAGAAAAAACAAUUGAAGAGACACAACCAGAGGAGGUAUCAUGGCGAGGCAAACGGAAGCCGAAAGAAGAACAGCCGGCUGAAGAAGUUGUACUUAAACCGAUACCAAAACAGAAGACUGUAGAGGAAGAGACAAAACCAGAAGAAGUGCAACUUAAACCAGUGAAAAAAGACAAGCCAAAACCCGUUGAAGAAAUCCAGCCGGAAGAAGUUUCUUGGCCUACCGGUAAAAGGCGACCUAAGGAAGAACAGCCUGCGGAAGAGGUUCAACUCAAACCAGUGCCUAAACAAAAGGAUGUCGAAGAAGAAAAACCGGAAGAAGUGCAACUCAAGCCAAUCAAAAAAGACAAACCUGUUGAAGAGGCACAGCCGGAGGAGAUAUCAUGGCGAGGCAAACGGAAGCCGAAAGAAGAACAGCCGGCUGAAGAAGUUGUACUUGAACCGAUACCUAAACAGAAGUCUGUAGAGGAAGAGAAGAAACCAGAAGAAGUGCAACUUAAGCCAAUCAUAAAAGACAAACCUGUUGAAGAGGCACAGCCGGAGGAGGUAUCAUGGCGAGGCAAACGGAAGCCAAAAGAAGAACAGCCGGCUGAAGAAGUUGUACUUAAACCGAUACCUAAACAGAAGCCUGUAGAGGAAGAGAAGAAACCAGAAGAAGUGCAACUUAAGCCAAUCAAAAAAGACAAACCUGUUGAAGAGGCACAGCCAGAGGAGAUAUCAUGGCGAGGCAAACGGAAGCCGAAAGAAGAACAGCCGUCUGAAGAAGUUGUACUUAAACCGGUACCUAAACAGAAGCCUGUAGAGGAAGAUAAAAAACCAGAAGAAGUGCAACUUAAGCCAAUCAAAAAAGACAAACCUGUUGAAGAGGCACAACCGGAGGAGGUAUCAUGGCGAGGCAAACGGAAGCCAAAAGAAGAACAGCCGGCUGAAGAAGUUGUACUUAAACCGGUACCUAAACAGAAGCCUGUAGAGGAAGAGACAAAACCGGAAGAAGUGCAACUUAAACCAGUGAAAAAAGACAAGUCAAAACCCGUUGAAGAAAUUCAGCCGCAAGAAGUUUCUUGGCCUACAGGCAAGAGACGUCCUAAAGAAGAACAACCAGCGGAAGAGGUCGUCCUAAAGCCAGUGCCUAAACAGAAGCCUAUAGAAGAAGAGAAACCGGAAGAAGUACAACUCAAGCCUGUCAAAAAGCAAAAGCCCAAGUAUGUCGAAGAAGAACAGCCUGAGGAUGUUUCUUGGCCUACCGGCAAGAGACGUCCUAAAGAAGAACAACCAGCGGAAGAGGUCGUCCUAAAGCCAGUGCCUAAACAGAAGCCUAUAGAAGAAGAGAAACCGGAAGAAGUACAACUCAAGCCUAUUAAGAAGCAAAAGCCCAAGUCUGUGGAAGAAGAACAGCCUGAGGAUGUUUCUUGGCCUACCGGCAAGAGACGUCCUAAAGAGGAACAACCUGCGGAAGAGGUCGUCGUAAAGCCAGUGCCUAAACAGAAGCCUGUAGAAGAAGAGAAACCGGAAGAAGUACAACUCAAGCCUGUCAAAAAGCAAAAGCCCAAGUCUGUUGAAGAAGAACAGCCUGAGGAUGUUUCUUGGCCCACCGGCAAGAGACGUCCUAAAGAAGAACAACCAGCGGAAGAGGUCGUCCUAAAGCCAGUGCCUAAACAGAAGCCUAUAGAAGAAGAGAAACCGGAAGAAGUACAACUCAAGCCUAUUAAGAAGCAAAAGCCCAAGUCUGUCGAAGAAGAACAGCCUAAGGAUGUUUCUUGGCCUACCGGCAAGAGACGUCCUAAAGAGGAACAACCAGCGGAAGAGGUCGUCCUAAAGCCAGUGCCUAAACAGAAGCCUGUAGAAGAAGAGAAACCGGAAGAAGUGCAACUCAAGCCUAUUAAAAAGCAAAAGCCCAAGUCUGUUCAAGAAGAACAGCCUGAAGAUCUAAAACCUCUUAUAAAGGAGAAAUCACCCGAAGAAACUAAAGCAGAAGAAGUCCAACAUACAACCACAAAGAAAGAGAAAAAGAUAGCUAAAAAACAGCACAUAAUUCAAGAAGUCAAAGAAGAAAUUGUAGAACAAGAAAAUCUUCGACCAGAGCUUGUCGAGAAGACAGAAGAAGAAGAGAAACCAGAGGAAAUACAGCACAAAGUUAUCAAAAAGGAGAAAAAGAUCGCCAAGAAAGACGUUAUAAAGGAAAUAAUCGUACUAGAAACACAGGAAGUUACACAGCCUCAGGUCGAAGAAGAAAAAUCUACGACAAUCGUAACAACUCAAGAAGAAGUAGACCAAAUUCAGCCAGAAGAAAAACCUGUAGAGACAGUACAAAAGCGUGUCAAAAAGGAGAAAAAGGUCGCUAAGGAAGAAAUCAAAGUAGACGAAAUCGUCGCCGAGGAACCAACACAACCAGAAACAGAGAUUGAGGAAGAGAAAGAAGUGACUGCACCAGUGAAACCAGUUGAGACAUUGCAUGCGGAGAAACCCGAGGAAGUAAAAACUAGAAAAAAAGUUCUCAAAAAAGAAAAGGUUGUAGAGAAAGUCGAAGUCGAAACAGUUGUGCUAGAAAAACAAGAACAACCUGUAUCCGAAGCUCAAGAAGAAGAGAUUACAACAGUCGUAACAACAGAAAGAAAAAGAACGAAGAUUAAGACUAAGAAGCCGGACGAAAAAAAAGUUGGACCGAUAAUUAUAGAACCCAUUAAAGCAAUGAAUAUUCCAGAAAAUAGCAAUGUUGAACUGUAUGUAUCUUACGAAGCAGAUGAAGACAAAAAAGUGUUAUGGUAUUGCAACAACAAACUCCUUGAACCAAGUGACGAUUGCAUUAUUCAUACUGAAGCUGAUCAUUCGACGAUAGAAAUAAAAUCAGCAGAUAAAAAGAAAGUAGGAAAAUUUGAAGUAGUUAUUGAGUCCAAUAAUAUGAUCACAAAAUCGGCAAGUACUGUUAAAAUUGUAAAGCCGUCUGACGAAGCACUCAUAAAACCACCAGUAUUUAUUCGACCCGUAAGUUCCAAACAAGUCACAUUCGGUGCUAUUGAGCUAUUUGAAGCAGAAGUGAAAUCUAAUCCUAGUGCGUCGUUCCUGUGGUUUAUUGGUACCAACGAGGUAACUUCUUACGCAAAAGAAAAUAAAUUAAAUAAUAUUUAUAUCACUACUAAAGAUAAUGUAUCAUGUCUUUGUAUUGAAAAUAUGACUCCAGAUUUAGUAAACGUUAUCACCUGCCGAGCAGAAAAUUUUGCUGGUUCCGUAUCUUGUUCUGCUUCACUAGUGCCGAAAGAUAACGAAACAGAAAUUAACGGUGAGAACCCAGAAUUCAUAGAGCCACUGAAAUCAGCUUCCAUAAUGGACGGAGAACCUAUAGUAUUGUCAUGCGAAGUAAAGGGAAUUCCUUGGCCUAAAAUAGAAUGGUACCACGAUAAAAGGAUUAUAGAAAAAGCAAGAGACGUAGCAGUGGCAAGACAGGAAUCCGGUUUAUGCGAACUUCACAUUAAAGAAGCAUUCCCAGAAAUGUCGGGCACAUAUACGUGUAUAGCAACUAAUCUUUUCGGGAGUUGCUCCAGCGAAUGUAUUUUAACCGUAGAAGCUUAUGAAUAUGCAUCUGAGGAGGAUAUAUUGAGUGACGAGAAAACAAGUGACAUUGAAGAAUUUGCACCAAGGAUUGUUAAAGCCUUACCUACGGUUGUAUCUACGACAGAGGGCACACUUACGAGGUUAGAGGCAAAAGCUAUAGGUAAUCCGAAGCCGCAGAUAAGAUGGUUGAAACACGGGAUGGAAAUCGUUCAUUCCCAAGAAUACCAGAUUGAAGAAAUGGAAGAUGGCACAUCAAUUUUAAUUAUUCCCGAGGUUUACCAAGAUGAUACGGGUGAAAUUAAAUUUGAAGCAUACAACCCUCUUGGAGUGACAUCAACCAUUGCCGCACUAUCAGUCGAGAGUAUCAUUGGAACAAAAGAGUAUCGCAAACCGGAAUGGGUGACACAUAUGGAAGAAUUACAAGCUGCACUGAAAGCUACUCAAUCUGUUCCGACUUUUGUAAAAGAAAUAUUAGGGGAACGUGUUCACGAAGAAGAUACUGUAAAGUUUGAGGCAAUUUAUAGUGGAAACCCAGCCCCAGAAAUUCUAUGGUACAAGGACGAUAAAGUUAUAAGAACUGAUGAGCAAUAUACUGUAGACAAUGUGGAUAAUCAUACAUGGUGUAUAAUUAAGAAAGCAAACAAAACAAAUGAGGGAACCUAUAUGUGCAAAGCUGUCAGUGACAUUGGAAUGGCAAUAACUAAAGCCAAAUUGCAAGUAUUCAAAGCAGGAGAAACAAUUAAAAAGGCUAAAACUGUAAGAGAAAAAACCAAACUAGAAAAAACGGUUAAGCGAGAAAAAGAAGUGGUAGAAAAAGAACAAGCGAAAACAGUUUUAGAUGAAGCAACUCCUACCGUCACAGAGGAAGUACAAGAAAUUGAAGAGCCAAAACCAAUUAAAAAAGUCGCAAAAGAAAAGGUAACAGUUAAAUUAAGCUCAGCGGAACCCGUUGAAACUGUCGAUGUGGCUUCCUUUAAAAAGGUUGACAAAAAAGAAAAGCUUGCACCCAAAUCAGAAACUCUAAAGCCAGGUAUAACACCACAUGAGCAUCUCAUAUCGUCGCAACAGCAGAAAGAGGAAACGGUCGAAUCCUUUGAGAAAUCUCCCAUUGAGAAACAAAAAGGAAUUAUAAAAACUGUUGAGUCAGACUCCAAAAUGGUAGCGGAGAUUAAUGAGUUACUUGAAGUUAUCAAUGCCAGGGAGUUUGGGCCUGGCGAGUCACCAUUGAGAGAACUCGCAAAAAUAGGUUAUAUGCUAAGAACUGGUGUCACGACUGAAGAAAUAGAGAGUCUGUAUGAUUCCCAAUAUUUCCCAGCCCUGCGAGUGCCACAAUCCCAAUCAGCCUUAGUGCAGUUGGUUGAGCGCCAAGGCCAUGGCGCACUCAUUACAGAAGUUCUUACAGAAGAAACGACACAAGACGAAGACGUAAUUGCCGCAAAGGUGGGCUUCCGCGCUUUUCUGAAGAUGGUGGAAAUGAAGGCCAGUUCUGUCGAAGAGGUCAUUGCUCACUUUUACCCUGAAGACUUCAAACCACGGUCUUGGGAACAAAGAGAAGCACAUGAGGUCAUCGUGGAGUCUUCAGCAGAACACGUCGCGGAAAGUCGUACAAUGAAAGUUAUUAAAGAUACAUCGGAGGUUGUCGAGGAAGAAGAUGUCAAAGAAAAAGAUCAAGUCAGACGCAAAAAGCAUACUAAACAGAAAAACAUCUCCGAGUUACGCAUUGAAGAAGAAAUUGUUGGAGAAAGAAAAGCAGUUAAAACAGUCCAUCCUAGAGAAAAUGUUGAAAUUUAUGAAGACGACGAAGCAGGCUUACUUGAAACUGCAGAGAUGAUCUACAAAACUGCGAUGGCUACAGCUAUUCAUGAAAAUAAAAUAGAAGUAGUCCCUGCUAGUGAGGUAUCUCAUAUAACACCAGACAAAAAAACCGAUAAUAUUAAGGCUAACCUUAAAAUUGACACUAACUACCCAAUAGUUAACGCAUCUCAACAAGCUGAAGAAAGAGAAGAAUCAUUGCAUGUUAAAGAACAAGUCAAACUUCAUGUCAAACCAUCUAUACCUGAAAAUGAGUCACUAGAAGUAACUGAAAUAGAAAUCAGCAAUUCUCUGGAUGAAUACUCAGCAGAUCGUAUUAAAGCCGAUGCUAAAGCAGUGAAGAACAUUGUCCCAAUAGAAAGUUUAGUAACAACAGAAGUGCAAGCAGAUUUGGACUUGACCGAUCUGCAAAAAGCUGAAACGUGCUUUAGUAGUGCUAAACCAUCUGUUACAUUAAAAGAUGCUGUAAACGUAUCAGAACAAAUAACGAACAUAAAGGAAGAGUCAUUCGAUAAACAAGAGAUUAAGAAGUCAAAUGCAGCAGUGUCAGUUUCUCCCUUAUUAGGAUUAAGCGUUACAGAAAUUACGGACGAACUAAAAGAAUAUGACAUUGAAAGCAAGACAACAGAAAAAGCCGCCACGUCUCGGCUUAAUUUCAAUUUGCAUGAAUCACUUCAAGUCGGAGAAGUUUUCGUUGAAGAUAAGUCUGGAAGAUAUUACCCAGAACUAAUAGUACCUACAGAAACAGCUCGAAAAGAUGUUUUAACAUCUAACCAAAUUUUAACAGAAGUACAUGAUGUUCAAGAAAAGGAAGGGUUAUUACAAGCUCUGAAACUGCCACCAGCACAGGAAGCCAAUGUUGACGUAACAAUUAAAGAUAGCUUCCAAGUAACUAUUGAUGAGACACACGAAAAAGAAGGUGAAUUCAUUAAAAAAGAAUUACCUGCAACAGUUAAAGUAGAUAAAGACAUAUCCUUGCACACAAGUUUAAAUACAUCUAUAGUAAGUUCACACAUUAAAGAGACAGAUUUUGUGCCCGAGCCCUUGCCAAGUAAAAAAGCUAAUAUAGGUGUGAGGGAACAUCAACAUAAGUUUAAUUUGGAAACAAACAUUCAUGAAUCAGAAAUUAACUUAGAGGAACCUAAAUCUGUGCAGGGUACACAUGCUGACAUUUCAAUUUCAUUACUAGAUAAAAACUUUGUUGAGGAAGUUCAAAUCAAUGAAAGUGAAAAAGAUCUUUUAAUCAAAGAUGAUAAGUAUACUGCUACAGCAGAUAUGGAUAUUCGUGCUGUCGAACCAAUUAUAACAUCUGAAACUCUGCAGAUGACUUCUAUCGGCGAACUUAAAUUGCAGGAUAAGGUCCAAGAUGAAUCAGCCACGGAGACAGUCAUUACUUCAAAUGCCAAAAUUGUAACAGCCCCCCUAAUACACGAACAAGAAACAUCAGAAGAGUACUUAACAAAAAAAUCAGAAAUAAUCACGCUAUCAGUGGUCCCUAAUAUUCCCUUAACUAUAUAUGAAAAUGAGUCAUCUGAAUCUGAGAAUAAACUUAGUUUGAAUAAAAUUCCAGAGGUUAGUUCUACGAAACCUUCGCCUACUCAUCAUCUGAAAUCACCUAUAUCUGAAGAGAUAAAUACGGCUGAUCAAAUUAAUUUCAUUCCAUUGACUUCUAACGUUACCGAAAAAGCAUCAGAAGUUUAUAGAGAUUUGCAUAAAGAAAUCACUAUUUUACAAACAACAGUCCAAGAACAACUAGACAAGUUAGAUGAAAACCAAAUCAGCCAUAGCAAAGCUGUACCUACGUUUGUCGAAAAUGAAAGUUUAAAUGUUACAGAAAUAGUUUCGACCGUUACCGAAAAUCAACUAUCCUCUAAAAGGGAUAAACUUGAUGCAUACGCUAAACCCGAUAUAGAGACGAAUCAUAAAAUUGCUAUUACAUCUGAACCUAUUCUAAGAGAAGCUGUUGAUAACAUGGAAUCAUUAACACCUAAACUUGAAGCAGCUAGCCUUACAUCCAGUAUGCUAAGCUCAUUGCAGAUUUCUGAAAAUAAGGUGUUAGAUUCGCAGGCAAAUCUGCAAGAUAGUGUGAAACCCAAUCUUCAAUCUAUACUUCCCGAAAUAAUACCAUCCCAGGAAUUAAAUAUCACAGAAGUAUAUCAAAAUGAGAAAGAGACUGAAUAUGCAUCGAAAGACUUACCAGAAGUAUUUACCGCCCCGUCGCAAGUUAUAUCGUUACGAGCAGUAGCUGUAAGCUCUGAGUUAAUACCUGACUCUAGCGUUGGUUUUACAGAAAGUGAAAAUAUAGACAUAAAAUCUAAACAAGCGACUAUUGAAAACGUAGCACAUAAUGAACUUCAGAUAACUUCAACGGAUUACAAUGAAAAAGAAAGUUCUUUUGAGCGAGCUCCUGUGCUAAAUACUGUAUCUGCUAAAAUAAGUAUAGACUCUAAUCAGGCCAUUUUGGUGGAAGAAAACAAACCUGAACUCGCUGCAAGAAACUUUGAAACAAAUAGUGAUUUGGCUUGGGCAAAAGCAAAACAAGGCGCCAUACCACAAGAAGCAAUUACUCAAGAAGAAACAAUUGUACAUUUGUCAGAAGGCAUAAUAGUAUCCGAAGAAAAAGGAAAUACGGCAAAAUCUGCAGUCUCAUUGACAACCCUCCAAGCACCACAAUACGAUGAGAAAGUUACUGCCGAAAGUGAAAAUCUGUUGACAUUAAACUUAUCACCAGAUCAGCAAAGCGCCAAUGUUUCUUUUACUUCUCGACACAGCAUACAGAUAUCGGAAACUUUGUCACAAUCUGAAAAUUUGCAAAGUACUGAUACCCUCGACAUGGGAUAUAAAACUGCUUUGCCUAAAAUGGAUGAAAUAUAUGGUAAAGCAGCACAUACCGAGGAAGUUAUAUUGAACCAACAGACAGAAGAUUUCCUAAAUGAAAAAAUGGCUGUCAAGCAAACAGAUGUUACAACUGUCCCAUCGUAUACAUUAGAACAAACGGAAAUAAUUGCAGCCGAAACGGAGAUUGAAUUGCCUAAACGAACUACAAUUACAUCAAAUAUUGAACCAGAUAUUACUGAAACCCAAGCACUUAUAAUGAGUUGUACUGAAACGAUAGAUAAGGAAAAGGAAUUUUUCGGAAAGUUUUCAGUCCCAACUCAAGAUGCUACUAUUGGUUUUGUGCCUCUAAUUAGCACUGUAAACACUGAAGUGCUAUCAACAAAUGCCGCCGAAAAUCUACUAGAAAAAGCACCAGAAACCUCUCAAGCAACAAUUACAAGUGAUGACUUACGUAGACAUUUACAGGGACUAGAAAUAUUACAUGCAGAGAAAGAAACCGAUUUAGCACCCAGUCAGAAAGAACAUAAACAAGCAGCAACGGAAAAAAUUAUCGAAAUAUCUGCAAAAGAAAUAUCAGAAGUCAAUGUCAACGAAAAAGAGACGGAGUUGUCAAAAAUGUUGGAUAUGUUUACGACUACUGCUAAACCAGCGUUUGAUGAACAGCAAUCACUAUUUAGUUCAGAAGUUAUUGUAAACCAGGAAAUAGAAGAACUUCACGUUUCCGGGACUACGAUGUUAAAUGCACUUACUACUCAUGGAAUGAAAGAAGCCAUUCAAAAUUUAGAGCCAUUUAUAGGAGAAAGUGAAGACACAUUUGCCGAAACAACACCUGCAAAAACUGAAUUAGUAAAACCCGUAGUUGAAGGGAAGCAAUGUGCAGGCGUGUCAGAAGUGAUGCCAACAGAAAAAGAAGAUAUUUUACUUGUUAAUGAGAUAAUGCCGCAUAAAAAGCAGUUAGAACCAACCGACAGUGUAAAAUUACAUUCUAGUGUAGGUAUAGAUGAAACCGUACCCAUUGAAUCUGAAGUCGAAUUACCACUUUGUUCAGAUUUGAAACAUAAAGCGGGAAUGACUGUCCUUCCUGAAGAUUACAUAAAUAUCUCAGAGACCACUGUAAUAGAAAACGAAAACAUUUUACAAGUUGACCAAACUCCUAAAAGUGCUACGUAUAAUGUGAAUUUGGACGCACAUCGUCAUUUAAAUAUAGAAAUAUGUCAAUAUACAGAAACAGAAGAAGCAAUUAAGAAUGACGAGCCAAUGACAACAAAAGAAAUUCUUGAUUUUUCUUUAGAACCUGUGAGGCCCCUUUAUAUCACAGAAACGAAAACUGAAGAAAGACAUGAAGAAUUGAUACCGGGUAAAAAAGCAGUUGAACAAAGUCCUAAUAUUAAUCUAGAAAUAGGUGACCACAUAAACAUUACAGAAACAGUCGUAUUAGAAAAGGAUGACGACUUGAAUCUAGGAAUGUUAAAUAAAAUGGAACAUGGUAAAUCAAAUUUCGAAACAUCAAAACAUAUAACCAUAACCGAAACCGAUAUUAGAGAGCAUGAUUAUCCUUUAGAAAAUAUAUUGCAAACUGUAUCUAAGCAAUCAGACAUAUCCUUUGAAGCUAAAAUACCAAUCCAAGUGCAAGAAGUUCUGUUUAAAGAAAGUGGCUCUGAUCUAGCCCAGUAUAAUAAACCACGUGAAGAAGUACUUAAUAUGUCUAUAGAAUCUCAACAACAUCUCACUGUAACUGACGCAUUAGUAGGAGAAAACGAAAUUGCGAUACAAGUAGAUCAAAUUCCACAAAGCGCAGAAAAUCAGGUUAAAGUAGAACCAAUGCAGCAUGUAAUGACAAACGAGAUAACAGCAAUUGAAGAGGGUACAGAAUUUUUAGGCAGUAAGGCUUACAAAGAUGAAAAGGCAUCUGAGUCUCAAGCAGUUACAGAAGCUCUUUACAGCGAACAGGCACAAGUCAUUGAAAGCGUUAGCACUAUGAAAACAACUUUCACGCCUGAAUUAUCUACUGCUGACCAAGAAAUAGUCGGAUUAAAACCACUUGAACAGACAGAAGUAGUAGUAGAAGAAAAUCCUGACGCUUUCGAUAAAUAUCAUCCUAAGGGAGAAACAGCCCAAACAGUGCAAACCACGAAAAAGGAAAUAGUGUUUAGCCAACCAGAAAUUCUUGAAAGUACUACAAACCUGUCCGAAAACUUCGAAUCUGAACCUUCCCAAGUUCAACUUGGGCUCGAACUACAUAAAAGCUACAUAAUAUCUGAGAACACAGCUGAGGAACAACCAGAAAUCAUCACAACUUCGGAAGAAUGUGGUAAGUACGCUGAGAAACAAAUAAUAGAAAUGAAAUCACUGCAACAGACGGAAAUAAUAGCGAAUGAGAAAUCCGAACCCCUUGCUAAAUUCCAUCAAGACAAAAAUGAAAAUGCCAUAGCGAGUCAAAACACUUUGCAAGAGUUAACCAGUGCAGAACCAGCCAUAUUCGAAAAUGUAACUAAUUUACCUUCAUCAGUUACAUUCGAGAGAGGUAAGGCUUCAGCAGAUUUAGAAACACACAAAAGUUACAUUGUUAGCGAUAAUAUUACACACGAAGAAUCUGAAGACAUCACCAUAGAAGGUAGGAAAAUAAGUUCGAUUGUGGGGCAGCUCUUAGAGUUUAAACCUUUACAACAAACAGACAUUUUUAUCGGCGAAAAUACUUCAACAAUGUGUACAGAUAAACAAGAAGGAAAAACUAUAACUGUAACACCAAUCGAAAAUGAAUCUGUAAGUCAGACUGAUGUUAUUGUACAUGAAACUGGAACUGAGACAUCGUUUGAAAAACCAAUACAAAUGGAGACUGCUUCAUUAUCUUUAAAUACAACACAAGGUGUUACGAUAUGUGAAGUAACCCAUGAAAGCGCUCCAGAAGACUUCGUUCCUCAUGAAGGUAAACAAGUGAAAGCAGAUAAAACUGUGGCUCCCUUAUCACACUUAGAAUGCACGGAAAAUAUAUCAGAAAUACACGCAGACGAAUUAACACUACAAUCUACACCGAGUAAAAUUCCUACAGUUGUAACUAGCGAAAUAGCACCACUCAUAAUCACAGACAAUACUUGUCUUCUUCAAGAGGAAAAUCUUCAAAUAACACAACCAAAGACUCAAAACGUUCGCGAAAGCUUUACUAUAGCGAGUGAACUAGAAGUCACAGAUGAAUUUGUCAAUGAACACGUUUUGCCCUACAAUGACGAUUUAUUGGAAUUAAAGAAAACAGGCAAACUCACACAAAUGAGCGACACUGAGCACCAACUCACUAUAUCAGAGCAGGAGACCCGUUUCCUAGAAAAAACUGACGAUAGAUAUUCUUCGCCUAAAAUAUCAGACACUGAAGAAACUGAGGAAAUAGUAACCAAAUUUUCACAAGCAUCAACCGGGGAACCAAUUCAAAUAAAAACUAAACGAACAAUUUUAAGAAAGAAGAAAAAAACUCACCAAGGAGAUGCCGUAGAAAAUGACGUUGUAAUAGAAGAGAAAUUAGAUGAGGAUGAUAUAAUUAAACCUAUUACGCAGCAUACUGUCGAUAUUGAGGAAUUUGAAGAAACUGACUUAACACCUAAUAAGGAGAUGACAAAAGGAACCGUAGAAAUGCCCGAUGAUUAUUUGCAUGUACCACAAUUAGAAUCACAAGUGCAAAUAGAAGAAAUCGUUGAAGAUUAUUCUAAAAAACCCGAAAGUCCAAAUCAGGUGGAUACGGUAAUUGCAAACGACAAAACGAAGACAGAGAAAAAAAUAAAAACCACAAAACGAGUCAUCAAGAAAAAGCAAGGAUCGGGAGAAAAAAUUAUUGAAUCAGUUGUUUUUCAAGACGACAAAGCUCCAGAACUACCAGAGGAGACAACCAUAGAAGACAUAACUUUCGAUGAAAACACAGUCAUCAGACAAGACUCGCCUAAAAUAUCUGACACAGAGGAAACCGAAGAAAUUGUAACCAAGUUUACACAAGCUCCAAAUGGAGAAACGAUACAAACCAAAACCAAACGAACUAUAAUAAGAAAAAAGAAAAAAGUUUUACAUAAAGAUUCUGUGGAGAAUGACGUAGUAAUUGAAGAAAAAUUAGACGAUGACGAAACAGAUAAACAUCCAAGGGUUCAACAUCAUCAAGUUGACAUAGAAGAAUUUGACGAUACUGAUUACAUACCCAUUAAGGAUACCGCAAAAGGAAAGGUUGAAUUACCUGAAGAUUAUCUGCAUGUACCUAAAAUAGAAUCACAAGUUAAAAUAGAGGAGGUUCCGGAAGAAACUACAACACCAAUCCAAACACAAGUCGCCGCAGAAGACACAGAGAAACCUACGGCCACAGCAGAAAUUUCACAAAUUCACACAGAAACUGGAGAAGUAAGAAGGGUCAAAACUACUAAGCGCAUCGUUAAAAAAGGCCCUAAGAAAGAAGUCACUGAAAUAACUACCAUCGAAAGUGAAGGCGAAGAGCCCAUCACAACGGUUACCGUUGCUGCAGCACCAGAUGAGGAGCAACCAACACUGAUAGAGACCGUGGAACUGCCAGAAGAAGUAGCAGAAGUGAGCGAAAUUACCCCCGAAGGUAAGACAAUUAAGAAGAAAACUAUAAAGAGGGUCAUUAAGCGUAAGAAGGGACCAAUUAUAGAAACCACACAAAUAACCACUGAACAAGAAGAUGACCAAAAUCCAAUCAUAUCAGUACACACUAGCGAAGAAUUCACAGAUGACACAGUCGCUCCAUUGGAGGAUACACAACUUUAUGACAAGGCUAAGAUCGUCGAGGAAGAACCCGAAAAAGUUGAAAUUUCUCAAAUUCGCACAGAAACUGGUGAAGUUAAAAAGGUUAAAACUACUAAGCGCGUCAUCAAAAAGGGCCCGAAGAGAGAAGUCACCGAAAUAACGACCAUCGAAAAAGAAGGGGAAGAGCCCAUCACGACAGUCACUGUUGCUCAAGCACCAGAAGAGGAGCAACCAACAUCAAUAGAGACAGUGGAACUGCCAGAAGAAGUAGCAGAAAUCGUUGAGGAAGAACCAGAAAAGAUUGAAAUAUCUCAGGUCCGCACAGAAACUGGCGAAGUUAAAAAGGUCAAAACUACUAAGCGCGUCAUCAAAAAGGGUCCUAAGAGAGAAGUCACUGAAAUAACGACAAUCGAAAAAGAAGGGGAAGAGCCCAUCACGACAGUCACUGUUGCUCCAGCACCAGAAGAGGAGCAACCAAUACCGAUAGAUACCGUGGAACUGCCAGAAGAAGUAGCAGAAGUGAGCGAAACUACUCCCGAAGGUAAGACAAUUAAGAAGAAAACUAUAAGAAGGGUCAUUAAGCAAACCACACAAAUUACAACUGAACAAGUAGGAGACGAAAAGCCAAUCAUAUCAGUAUAUACAAGUAAAGAAAUAACAGACGACACAGUCACACCAUUGGAGAACACACAACUAUAUGACAAGGCUAAAAUCAUCGAAGAAGAACCCGAAAAAGUUGAAAUCUCCCAGAUUCGCACAGAAACUGGUGAAGUUAAAAAGGUUAAAACUACUAAGCGCGUCAUCAAAAAGGGCCCUAAGAAAGAAGUCACUGAAAUAACAACCGUUGAAAAAGAAGGUGAAGAGCCUAUCACAACGGUCACUGUUGCUCCAGUACCAGAAGAGGAGCAACCAACACCAAUAGAGACCGUGGAACUGCCAGAAGAAGUAGCAGAAGUGAGCGAAACUACUCCUGAAGGUAAGAAAAUUAAGAAGAAAACUAUAAAGAGGGUCAUUAAGCGUAAGAGAGGACCAAUUACAGAAACCACACAAAUAACCACAGAACAAGAAGACGACCAAACACCAAUCAUAUCAGUACACACUAGCGAAGAACUCACAGAUGACACAGUCACUCCAUUCGAGGAUACAAAACUUUAUGACAAGGCUAAGAUCGUUGAGGAAGAACCAGAAAAGGAUGAAAUAUCUCAGGUUCGCACAGAAACUGGUGAAGUUAAAAAGGUCAAAACUACCAAGCGCGUUAUUAAAAAGGGUCCAAAAGAACCUGUUACCGAAAUCACAACAAUCGAAAAAGAGGGUGAAGAACCCAUUACCACAGUGAAAGUUGCCCCAGUGCCAGAGGAGGAACAGAUUAAACCAGAAGAAACCAUUGAGCUACCAGAAGAGGUAGCAGAACAGAAGGAAACGACGCCCGAAGGUAAGACAGUCACAAAGAAAACUACCAAGAGAAUCAUCAAGCGUAAGAAGGGACCACUUACAGAAACCACACAAAUCACCACUGAACAAGUAGACGAUGAAACACCGGUCAUAUCAGUACACACCACACAAGAAAUUACUGAUGAUACAACUACACCAUUUGACACAAAACGAACACCUGAGAAAGCUAGGGUCGUCGAGGAAGCUCCUGAGAAGGUCGAGAUCACGCAAGUGCGUACCGAAACUGGUGAUGUAAAGAAGGUCAAAACUACCAAGCGCAUCAUCAAAAAGGGUCCAAAAGAACCAGUUACCGAAAUAACAACAAUCGAAAAAGAAGGUGAAGAGCCCAUUACAACAGUGACGGUUGCCCCAGUGCCAGAGGAAGAGCAGAUUAAGCCAGAAGAAACCAUUGAGCUACCAGAAGAGGUAGCAGAACAGAAGGAAACGACACCCGAAGAUCUUGAACCUGUAGGUUCCAGUUCGGUGGAAGAAAAGAAGACUAAGAAGCCAAAGAAGAAAGAUAAGACAGAACCGGUUCCAAGCAAGCCGGUAGAUGAAAUUCCAGUUGAAGAAAAUGAAGUCAUAUCACAAAACGGGGACGUAAAACAACCUCUUAAGAAAAAAUUGACACCGUUAAAAAUUGAAAGGGUAUCUUUGGAUGUUCAUAAAGCUCAGUUUGCUGAACAAGUAGAAGGACCACAAUUCGCAAAAUUGAAGUUGAAAAAACCUGUACAAAAACCUAAAGCUGAACAGUCAACAGUAACGUUACCUAAAUUCCAAUUAAAAAGUCGAAUUAAACACAUAACCGACUGGCCACCUGAAGAAUUGCAACCAAUUAUCAGUUAUUUAAACAGUGUCCGACAAAAUGGAGAGCUAUCUAGAAACAUUAAGGAAGCAGCUAAAAUUAAGAAAAAACCACUAAAACUUAAGAAUAUUGAUGCUGAAAAACCCGAAUUGGAAAAGCCAGACGAAUUUGAAUUCUCUUCAAGCAAAGAUAUUCCCGAUGAAAUGCAGGAAAUACCAAAAGAGGUACCUAAAGAAAAAGAAAUAGGGCCUGUGGAAGUUCCCAAAGAUCAGAAAGAAAAAGUAGUACCAAAACCAGAUAAUGCAGAAAAACCAAAGAAACCUAAGCCAAAACUUAUUCCACAAAAAAUUGAAAGGAAAGUUCUUGAGAUAGAUAAACCACAGCAUGCUGAAAGUGUUGAUGCGCCUCAAUUUAACCAAAUCAAGCUUAAGAAAACUGUCGCGAAACCCAAGCAAGAUAGCGCUAACGUAUCUCUUCCUAAGUUCCAACUAAAGAGUCGUAUAAGAUACGUGACAGAUUGGCCCCCAGAUAUUAUAGAGCCCAUCAUAAGCUUUUUAGGUAGUGUUCGUCAGAAUGGAAUACUAUCGCGAAACAUACAAGAGGCUGCUAAAAUUAAGAAAAAACCCAUUAAACAACCUAAGUUACCAGAGGCUGUAAAAACUGAACUUGAAAAGCCCAGUUUUGGCCGGGAAGAUAUAGUACAAGCCGUAAAGCAAAGCGUUCAAGAGGAGGAUGAUAUUUCUGUUGAGGAACCAAAAGAUGAGCAUGCUGAAUUCACCAUAAAUAGGCGCCCAAGCGUCAAGAUACACGAAGAAAUUGUCGAUGAAGUUACAAUUAAAAAGAAAUUGAAACCAACAAGGAAGCCUUCCGUGACAUUGCCUGAAGUAACAGAACCAGAAACAGUUACAUUUAGGCCUAAAUCAACUAAAACAAAGGAAGACGUCGAACAAGAGUUCAAUAUCCAAUUAGAUUCAUACGCUGAGGAGGAAAUUUCUAUGUCAAGUAAAGUAAAAUUAAAGCCGCAAAGACAGCCAACGUUUAGCGAAGAAGCUGGAGAAGCUUCAAUCAAGUUCUACGAAGAAGAGGAAGGCCCAGAUAUAGUUGAAAUAAUAGAAAGUGACGACGAAAAGGAGGAUGAAACAGCGAACGUAAUGAUGCCAAUGAAAAAGAAGCCAAAGAAGCCUGUUACUGAAACUACAGAAGAUAUCAGUGUAACAAUGACUAAACCAAAGUCCAUUGAUAGAUCAGAAAUUAUAGAAGAUGUUAGCAUAAAACUGGAAAGAAAACCCAAGUAUGUAAUUGAUGACCAGGAAGAAGUUACCUUUGACGUAAAACCGCAUGUAGAACAGUUUUCAACAGAAGAGUUGUCUUUGUCGAGUAAGAUAAAACUGAAACCAAAGAAAAAAGUGGUGGUGUCUGAAGCAGCAGACGAGCAUUCUAUACAGCUAACUCAAGAAAUCGAAGAUGACAGUCAGGCAGAAGAAAUUAUACUUAGCGAUGUAGAAUCUGAAGAAAAUGUACAAAUGUUUAUCAAACGCAAACCUAAGAAACCUACAUAUGAAGUCAGCGAGGUAGAAGAAUUGAGCGUCGAACUUAAGCCAAAGAGAAUGAAUGAAAUUGAAUUUGAGGAAGAACAGUUAACAAUUUUAGCUAAACGAAAGCCUAGGAAACCAUCGCAACUUCAAGAAGCAGAGGCCUCAAUGAAAAUUUCAAGGGAAAUCGAUUUCCCAGACACUCCACUCGAUGUACGAAGUGGCGACACUGUCUUUGCCGUAUACUCGUAUGUAGCAGAAACAGAUGAGGCUAUCAACCUUGUCGAAGGCGAACGUUUAUAUAUACUGGAAACAACGAACCAGGACUGGUGGUUUGUCUGCAAACACCUCACUGAAGAGAAAGGUUUUGUUCCUGCACAGUAUUUAAUGGAUGAAGAAAACUAUACUUUGUACCUGCAAAAGAAAUUAAAUGAGAAGAUUGACAAGCUGCCAGUAUUUGAAAAACCUACACCCGAGGAACAAGCCAUAGCUCCUAUAUUCGUAGAGAAAUUACGUCCAAAACACACUCCAGAUGGUUCAACUGUGCAAUUUGAAUGCCAAGUGGAAGGAUUCCCGAGACCACAGAUUACGUGGUUCAGACAAACGGCUAUCAUUAAGCCAUCUCAAGAUUUCCAAAUGUACUACGACGAUGAUAAUGUCGCCACUCUGGUUAUUAGGGAAGUUUUCCCUGAAGAUGCAGGCACAUUUACCUGUGUGGCUAAAAACGCUGCAGGCUUUGCGUCGAGUACUACUGAACUCAUAGUAGAAGCUCCUCUCUCAGAUCAUGGAUCGGAAAUGACAAUUUUAUCCAGAAAAAGUCUAUCGAGGGAAUCGUCUUUGGCUGAUAUUUUAGAAGGUAUACCACCAACUUUCUCUAAGAAACCAAAGGCUCAAUAUGUCAACGAAGGCUCACAGAUCUUCCUAGAAUGCAGACUGGUUGCUAUUCCAGAACCAGAUAUAGCAUGGUUCUUUAAGGGAGAAGAAAUUGUACCUGAUGAAAAUAUUUCUAUAGCUACUGAGUCAGACAUGCACAUGUACUGCAGUGUUCUAAAAAUAUCUAAUGUCAAGAAAUUGCAAGAAGGCACUUACACAGUUUUAGCGGUAAAUAGAGAAGGUGAGGCCAGUCUGCCGAUCGUUCUUAAGAUAAAAACGGGACAAAAAGAGAAACCGCAGGUUAUAGAACCAUUGAAAAGCUUAACAAUAAGAGAAGGUGAAAGUGUAGUUCUUUCUGCUCAAGUGGUUGGCAACCCUCAACCUACUGUAACGUGGCAUCGAAACAAUAAACCUAUACCGUCUCUGCCUACUAAAUCGGAUGGCGAGACUCACAAUGUAACAAUAAUUAAACCUCGAAAAGGAAAGGAUGACGGCGUGUAUACACUCAAGGCUGUCAAUAGUGAAGGAACUGCUGAAACAAGCGCCGUUAUCACUAUUGAAGAACCAACAGAAGAAAACGCAGAGCCACCGUUAUUCAUUAACCGGUUCCAGGAAAUUACAGUCAAAGAAAAGGGUACUAUUAGACUUUCUGCUAAAGUCACUGGGAAUCCAGUUCCUUCGAUUACAUGGUAUAGAAAUAAUAAAAUCAUCACGCCUUCGGAAACAGUAACUCAAAAAUUCGAUGGUGAGAAUAUUGAAUUAGUGAUUGCCAACGUAGAUUCCGAAAUAGACUCCGGAGAUUACAAAUGUGUAGCAUCAAACAGUGCUGGUAAAGCAUCACAUGGAGCACGGGUUACUAUUGACGUAGAAAAGGUCACGUUUGUGAAGAAGUUAAGAAACACCUAUGAAACUGAAGAAGGAAAGACAAUAAUUUUAGAAUGCCAAACUUCCCAUACAGUGUCUACAAAAUGGUAUCAUAAUGAUAAAGAACUAAGCGGAAUGGAUCAUAGAGAAAUAAUACAAGAGGGCCGUACCCAUAAAUUGCGUAUCAAAAAGACUAAAUUAACAGAUAAAGGUAUUAUUAAAUGCGUAGUAAAAGACCAAGAAACCAGUGCAAAACUUCAAGUACAUGAAACUAUUCCGGAAUUCACACGCAAGCUACAAGAUUUUGAAGUAAAAGAGAAAGAUGUGGCUAUUUUAGAGGUUGAAAUAAAUUCGGAGACAGCAGAUGUUAUUUGGGAACGAGAUGGUGAAAAAAUUAAGCCGAAGAAGAAUAAAUACGAACUAGAGAAGCGCGGGAAUGUCCGGAAACUCCUUAUACGAAACACUUCAGUUCACGACGAAGGUGAAUAUACUUGCAUUCUUCGUGACGACAUGUGUACUGCGGAAGUAACAGUAGUAGAAUUACCGCCAGAAAUAAUUUCACGUCUCCAAGACCAAAAAGUUAACAAAGGAAACAAAGCCACAUUUGAAAUCGAGCUUACGAAAGGUGACGCCUUGGUGCAAUGGUUUAAAGAUGGAGAAGAGAUUCAGUUCUCUAACCACAUGCAGCUUACAAUUGACGGUAAGAAACAAAAAUUAAAAAUAUACGAUUGUGACGAUGAUGAUGCGGGGGAAUAUGCUUGCGAAGUCGGAAGUGAUAGAUGCUCUGCUAAACUUGUUGUUGAAGAACCUUCGGUAGACUUUACGCUUCGUCUUCCGGAAGUGAUCACAGUUCCUGCAAACACUGACGCGUAUUUGACAGUUGAAAUACCGGAUGAAAAUUACGAGGUCACCUGGUAUAAAAAGAAAACCGUCAUAGAAGAUACAGAAAAGUUUACCCUAAUAUCCGAUGUUAAAAAACGUACUCUCAUAAUAAGGAAGUGUACUGAAGAAGAUCAAACCGAAUAUACUGUGUCUCUACUUGACGCAAAAUGUUCCACCAAAUUAAAAGUUGAAGUCAUCGAAUCUCCACCUAAAAUCCUAAACUUCGAGGGUGAAUACAAAAUAAAGAGAGGUGGCGACGUAACCCUUUUAGUUCAGUAUGAAGCGCUGCCACAACCGGUCGAUGAAUGGGUGGUCAAUUCUAAGAUAAUUAAGAAAUCGAAGCAUACAAAACCAUCCAUUGAUUCUGAAAGUGCCAGUCUUACAAUUAAAAAAGUUGAGAAUACUGAUGCUGGAACAUACAAACUACGUCUCGUCAACAACUGCGGUGAAGCCGAAGUCGAAAUAAACGUAGUUGUAAUGGAUAUUUCAUCGCCGCCAGGAAAACCAACACCGUUAGAAACAGAUGAUACAUCAAUAAACAUCUGUUGGAAUGAGCCAGAAAAUAAUGGCAACUCCGUAAUAAUAUGUUACAUAGUUGAGUUCCAGGAGAUUAAUACCACGGAGUGGACAUCCAUUGAAAAUGUCACAAAAACUCAACAUUCUGUAGAUAAUUUAAAGACUAAAUCAUCAUAUAGGUUUAGGAUAUUUGCAGUCAACGAAGUAGGCGUUAGCGAAGCUUCAGAUAUAUCAGAAUAUGUAGUCGUUGAAAAGGUGACCAAGAAACAACCACCUUCUGUCGAGAAACCACUAAAGGAUAUUAUCAUAGGACCUAAUGAAGAUGUAGAAUUAUCGUGUAUUUUCGGUGGUAUUCCACAGCCUAAGGUUGCAUGGUCUAAGGAUGGUAAAAAGCUUAAAACUGCUAAAGCUAGUUAUGACAACAGAGUAGCGACUCUUGUUGUCACUUCCACAGCAACUUCAGAAGGCCAGUACAAAUGCACCGCUUCUAACGAACUUGGUGAAGUCGAUACAACGUGUAUGCUAGAAAUUCAACAAAAACCAAUCAUAAUUGUACCCGACAAAGAAAUAAACCAAAGGCAUAAAGUAGAUGAAGAAUGGUCUGUAACUGCUGCUUUCGAAGGUAUACCAAAGCCUAACAUAAUAUGGUAUAGAAACGGAACCAGAAUAGAAAGCAGCAAAGAGUUGGAAAUAAUUACAACAGAGACAACGAGCACUAUAAGGAUACGUAAAUUGGAUCGAUCACAUUCAAAUAAAUAUACUGUGGAAGCACAAAACAAAGCAGGCAGUAAUUCAGUAGAACUAUCGCUUAAAGUUUACGACAAACCUAGCAAGCCUGAGGGUCCAGUGAUCAUGCGAGAGAUUAGUCGCGAGUCUGUAACUAUUGAAUGGAAGCCUCCCGUCGAUGACGGUGGUUUAGAACUGACUAAAUACGCCAUUGAAAAACACGAGCCGGACACAAACGAGUGGGUGAAGGUGGCAGACGUUGAUAAGACCGCAGAAACAUACUGCAUUCAGCGACUGAACGAGAACUGCGAGUAUAUGUUCCGAGUGAUGGCCCAGAACCCGAUUGGAUACUCGGAAGCAUUAGAGAGCGAGCCUAUAGUCAUCAAACACGCUUUAGAUGUACCAUCACCACCUUUGGGACCCCUCGGCAUCUACGGCAUCGGCAGUGAUUCUCUGACGAUAACCUGGUACCCGUCUGAGAAGAACGGCGGCUCACCAAUCCUCGACUACAGCGUGGAAAUCAAGCAAGAAGGCAAGAAGUGGAAGCAUGUCGCUACAGUAACCAAAACGACGGCCAAAAUUGAAAAGUUGGCCGUCAAUGUCACUUAUGAGUUUAGAAUAUGCGCCAGAAACGAGAUUGGUAGCAGCCUACCAUACACAUCAGACGAGAGAGUGACGAUAGGACAGACGCGUUCCCCGCCGUCCCAGCCGCUCAAGUUCGUGAUCAAGGACGCCACGUCGAGGUCUGUCACACUACAAUGGGCUGCGCCGGAAAGCGACGGUGGAAGCGCCAUAACCAAUUACAUAAUAGAAUACAAGACUGUGAAAGGUAGCUCAUGGAGGAAGGUUAUAACCGUUGGUGGCUCGGUGUACGAGCACUGCAUAGAGAACAUUAAGGACAAGGAGAUUGUGUUCAGGAUAUCGGCUGAGAACGCAAUUGGAGUCGGUCCGGCUACCGAGUCACAGACGGUGCACUUGGAGAAGCAUGCAACUGUGCCAUCGCCGCCGACAGCGCCGCUAGAGAUCAGAACGGUCGGCAGCAACAUUGUGAUGACGUCAUGGGGCACGCCCGAAUGGGACGGAGGUGCACCCCUGCAGGGUUACAACAUCGCUAUCCGUGACGUCACCAAGACUAUGUGGAUGGAGGUCGGCAAGGUCGACGCGAAUACGCUUAAGUUCAACAUCAGGGACUUGAGCGAGGACCAUACGUAUAUGAUCAGGAUAUACGCGCGGAACGAGAUAGGAAUCAGCGAGCCACUCGAAUCUGACGAGCCAUUCAAGGUCCUACCUGGAGAAGGAGAGUCACACGGAGACGAGGAGCUAGGCGAACACACGGAAGCAACCGAGCCCACGUCAUUCAGCACCCAGACCACGACCUCAUGGAUGCGAGAACACAACAUGGACGCCGACAUCCGCUCCUACGCGCGCGGCUCUCUUCUCCGCCGCGACGAGUACUUCUUCAGAAUAUGGCACUACGCCAAACAGCUCUUCAAGUGACACCAACACGGCAUCAAACCAGCACCUGUGAUAUUUAAAACGACAUAGUUCGCAGAUAGUAGAAGCGUCCAUCCUUUUAUAAUUUUAUAACAGUUUUUGUAGCAAUACAUAAUUUAUUUUAGAUAAGGUUAAAUUAUUUAUUUAUUUUAAUUUAUUGCCUGACACGGUUCGAGUCGCAUCCGAUACCGUUGGGAGACGUGUUAAAUAUAGGUGCAAAAUAUUUAUUCGAUAAAUCGAAUGAGGCUCGAAUUUACGUCAGGUUUUAUUUGAAAUUGAAUAUUAUUUAUUAUAUAAGUGCAAUUAUGAA
Molecule: messenger RNA, 40582 nt
Organism: Cydia splendana
Lineage: Eukaryota; Metazoa; Arthropoda; Insecta; Lepidoptera; Tortricidae
Gene: Kettin
Product: titin
Exons: 52
Coding region: 340-40275 (13311 amino acids)
Molecular function (GO): protein binding
Source: RefSeq, a predicted model, not a curated record